AUUUGAACUCAUUUUUAGUUUCUAAUCGAAAGUAAUUUACAAGAAUUACUAUACAUUUGAAUGAAAAUGUAUUUAAGAAUAAUUAAAUUGUUCUUAAUUUACUUUUCAAUAAGUAUUUGCGAGUCGAUUAAUGAAAAUGACAUCUAUUCUCAUGGCAUGUCUUUUCCCAAAUACGUCUUUUCAACCAUCGAUGCAAUGAAAUUUUUGAAUCGAUUCGGAUAUAUGGAUAAAAUGCCCAAAAAUAAUAGUAUUGAUAUGAGUUCACCCAAAAUGAAAUCAGUUGUUGUGGAUUUCCAGCGAUUCAUGGGAAUUGAAGAGACGGGUUCUUUGGACACGAAGACAAUGGAUAUGAUGAAUGAGCCGCGAUGUGGAGUCGCCGACAAUAUCUCGUCCAGAACUAAACGCAACUACAAAAUGCAUUCAAAGCAUUCAAAGUACUCAAAACGUUAUCGUAGGUAUGCUUUACAGGGAAGCGUUUGGCCCACGAAGAACCUGACCUGGAAAGUGACAAAGUAUUCAAAUCGUGAUAAUCUUCGGGGAAGGGAUCGAGACAUCGACCGCCUUAUGGAAUAUGCAUUGAAUGAAUGGAGUAAAAAUAGUGGACUUAAUUUCGUGCGCGAAACGGGAAAUAAGAAAGCGAUGAUUGAGAUCGGAUGGAAAGUUAUGGAUCACAGCGACGGUAACCCAUUU
Medioppia subpectinata is the source of this 690-nucleotide messenger RNA. The record is from the annotation of a GenBank genome assembly. Lineage: Eukaryota; Metazoa; Arthropoda; Arachnida; Sarcoptiformes; Oppiidae.